Molecule: messenger RNA, 1127 nt
Organism: Plodia interpunctella (Indianmeal moth)
Lineage: Eukaryota; Metazoa; Arthropoda; Insecta; Lepidoptera; Pyralidae
Exons: 4
Coding region: 132-1004 (290 amino acids)
Cellular component (GO): mitochondrion
Source: RefSeq, a predicted model, not a curated record
UUUGUGUACUAUAUAGCUAUAGCUACCUAUCUACAGUACCUAGGAAUACCAGUUCUGUGUACCAGUUAUCGAACGAAAGGAAACAAGGAAAGUUAUAUUCCUUCAUAAAGUUAUUCACGGACGCUACCAAGAUGCAUAAAGUUUAUUCCAGAACUAGUUGCACAAAAUUAUUUUAUUCGAACACUUUAUUAGCAAGUUGUGUAGACAAAACUUUGCAUGCAUCAACAACAUUAAAAUUUCCCUUGCCAGCUCUCAAACUUCCGACGAAUGUCGUUGAUAUAAAUGCUACAGAAAUGGGCACAUUCUCGCCACAACGGGACAGAGACAUAUCAGGACCUGUGAUAAAUUAUCAUUAUGGGAAACAACAUCUUUCCAAGAUAGAUAUAACAAGCCAACCAGAUCCACAUGUUAAUAAAUAUGACUGUCGAGGUGCUGUGAGUCUAUCAUCUUCAAUGCAGAGCAAUGUCCCCAGUCCUUUCAGCGGAAACCACACUCACCUGAACAUGCCAGGUUCACAAUGGGGACAAGGACAUAAAUAUUUAUCAGAUCAUCUGCACAGUGCUCAUUACUUGACAUUAAGAAACCAAUAUAGAAACAAAUCAACAAAUGCAGUUUUAACAUUAUCGUCAAGAAACUUGAGUUCCGAGGUGGACCCUCCAUUGAGUGCAAAGGAGAAGUUGAAAAAGGCUGUAAAAGAGUACGGCUCUACAGUGAUUGUAUUCCAUGUCUCCAUAUCCUUGUUAUCUUUGGGGGGAUGUUACCUUCUCAUCUCUAGUGGUGUCGACGUAAUAGCGUUACUGCAAUAUUUCAAUAUUGGAGAAGGAACAGUGUCUAAAGUAGUGUCAUCAAAUGCUGGAACUUUUGUCGUUGCAUAUGCAAUACACAAAUUGUUUGCCCCAGUUCGAAUAGCAAUAACAUUAACGUCAACACCGUUCAUUGUACGAUAUUUAAGAAAUAUUGGUUUUUUAAGGCAUAAUAAUGUAACAAAUGGUGAAGGGAAAUAAACGUUUUAUCAAAAGAUACAAUAUUACGGUUUGAAAAUGGAAAUAUAGUAUUUACUACUUAAUUUUUAUGUAAAUAGAUAUAGAGUAGCAGUUUAAUAAAUACAUUGGCGUCCAUAAUCUGUA